AUGGUGGAUGUAGAAUACAUAGAUACUACAGAGCGGGGAUACAAGCGGUUAUCGUCCCUGCUUGGGGUGUCUCAGGUGCAGAACCAGAAGUGCCAGAGAUGUGGGCAGACGGUCUACCAACAGGAGAGGAUCGGCCCAGUUAACGAUGUUAUCUUCCACAAGCAGUGCUUUAGGUGCUGCACGUGUGGCGGGUACGUCACACUGAAGAACUACUGGACCAACCAGACCAGCGUGGACGACAAGGAGAUCUAUUGCCAAACCCACGCCCCCAGAGUCGGAGGCUCCAGACUUGACAACAGCGCCAUGGGCAUUCAGAGAGCGCUAUCUGCACAAGACAACUUCAGGAAAGCAAACAGCAAGAUGACAGAACUCCGCUUCCAAAAGGAACAGCCAGGACCAACCAUCGAUCAUGAAUGUCUGGGCAUCAAAGCGGCCAUGACCCAGAGUCGGCAGCAGCACCAGACUCGACCCAGCAGCGACCAGACGUCGGGACACAAGUUCACUAUAGAUGAGAACUCUUUCCACAUCCGGGGCGCUCUGGACGCCCAGUUGUUGCAGCGGAAGAAUGAGAGGAAGCUGGAGAAACACCACUUCCCGCCACACAUCGUGCAGAAGAGGGAACAUAUAUUUGAGACACAGAAAAGGUUGGAGGAACAACUGAGACAAGAGGAGGAUGAAAUGUUCAGGGAAUUUCGCGAGGAGAGGGAGAAGGAGGCCAAAGCCAUCAAUAAAGAGAUUGAGUCAGAGUGGGAGCGACAGCUGAAAGAGCUGACACACAAAUAUGAACAAGUCAUAGACAGAAAGAAAAAGAAGAUAAAAGACACAGACAAAACGAUGAUGCCUAUAGAGUUUGAGAAUGAAAAGAAGGAUCUGGCAGAGACAAUGAAAUCAAAGAAACAAAACAUUAAGAAAACAAUGACACUACGUCUGCGACAGAAAGAGCAAGAACAGACUGCCGAGUUGGUGAAGAAACAAAGCCAGGUUAUGCUGGAAAUGUUGGCCAAAGAACAAGAAGAGUUAAAAGCUGAACUGGCAAAAGAAAUGGCUAAGGAACCAGUUUCAGCUGAAAAUGGCGCCAACAUCAGGCGAGAUAAGGGAAACAUUGAUGAAGUAUUGGAAAUUCUCCCUUUGCCAUCCGUGGCAGCUCCUCCCCCACCUAAAGUCCCUUCUUGUCGGAAAGAAGAUUUGUUUCCGGACACCUCCGUGUUUCAGUCCAUAGAUGAGCAAGUCAUCAAGGUUGCAGAGAGUGAACAGCUGACAUAUACCGACCUGGUGAGGCAGUUGACAGAAGAUCUGCUGACAGACCUGGAGAAAGUCAGGGCAAUAUAUCGCUGGAUCUGUGUCAAAGACCUCAAUGUGAUGGAGUUUGCAGAUAACCUGGAUGCUGACACCCCUUUGGGACUUCUCAGAGGCAUCAAAUUUGGAACAGAGACGUACCAUGUCUUAUUCAUGAGGUUAUGCAGCUAUGCUGGCCUGCACUGUGUGGAAAUAAAGGGCCACUCUAAGAGUGUUGGCUACGAACCUGGCAUGAAAAUUAUACCUGGAACAUUCCAGAACACGUGGAAUGCAGUUUUCAUUGCCGGAGACUGGAGGUUGAUUCAGUGUAACUGGGGUGCCAGACAUCUUGUGCUCAGUAAAGACAAAGAGGAGAAAAGCAAGGGCAAUGACAACAUUCGAUACCAGUAUGACGACCACUAUUUCAUGACUGAUCCUGAUGAGUUUAUACUAGAAUUUUGGCCUCAAGACCCAAACUGGCAACUCCUGGAAUCUCCUAUCACUCUUGAACAGUUUGAAGAGUUGCCAUUUGUCAGAUCAGUCUUCUUUCAUUAUAAGAUGCGUUUUGACGGGCAUAAGAAAGCUGUGAUCAAGACAGACAGCAAAGGUGGCGCUAGGAUCACUAUACGCGUCCCUGAGGAAAACGAAAAUGAUCUAGUGUUUUUUUACCAGCUUCGGUUUGCAGAUAAAGAGAGAUCUAAAGAGCAGACGUAUAAAGGCAGUCUUCUGGAGCGGUAUGUUUUUGAGACAAUGGUCGACAACACAGUGACUUUCAGUGUUCACGUACCCACAUCUGGCCUGUAUUUUAUGGAAAUCUUUGCAAAUAAAAUUGACAACAGCGGUCGUGUUGAAGACGAUAAUGCAAAUAUUGCUCCAUUCAAACUGAAAUGUGCAUGCAAGUUUAAGAUAGUUUGUGAGAGUUUAUCUGGCACAAUGCACCCACUUCCGAACUGUGCACCAGGUGAGUGGGGUCCUAAAAAAGCACAAAGACAUUUUGGAAUUGUACCUGUGAUUUCACCUGCAUCAGAAUUUGAGAUGGAAAAAGCCGGUAUGUUAACAGUGGAAGAUCAGUUUGAGCUAAAGUUUCAAACUCCACAGCCAUUUCAAUUUGUUGCCAAGUUGAGAAUGAAUCAUGUCGAGAGCAAAGUUUUAGAUCACUAUUUGAACUUAUCAAGUCAGGGUUCUGUGUUGUCGGUGCAUGUGUCAUUGCCUCAGCCAGGCCAGUAUGGGCUAGAUAUAUUUGCCCGGCCAAAAGGAGCCGACAGUGCAACUCUGUCUCAUGCUUGUAAAUAUCUCAUUAACUGCACCAAAGUGUCCACUCUUGUUGAUUUACCCAAGUCAUUGUCUUUGUCUGCAAAUAAGCGAGUUAAAUGUGGCCCAACAUCUGGCUUUGCAGAGAUGGGUUUGCAGGUAAUUUCACAGAAAGAAGCCAAAAUCAUUCUCGAUAAAACAAACACAACCUCAUUUGAGGUGAAAAUCCCUACAGAUGUUGUUCUUUCAUACCAGUUCCUUCGAGAACCACACGAGGAUAACAGGGACUAUGUUCUUCAGACUUCUGAACCAAAUGGAAUUAUCAAAUUUACCAUUUCUUUGCCCAAAAAAGGCAACUAUAUACUCAGUUUAUAUGCUCGGAAGGAGAACAGUGACAGCAGGUCAGCACCAAAUGUGUAUAAUUGUUUAAUUCAGUAUACGCCAGGCUCUACUGAAGACCUUAUGGAUGCUGACAGAAAGUCUGCAGUUUUCAAAAGAUCCAUCUUUAAAAAGGCUGAUAGCAAAGACGGAUCUUCUGUAGACAAAACAUUAGACAAAUCUUCAGAAAAGUCUGUGUAG
Messenger RNA from Candidula unifasciata, 3105 nucleotides. NCBI's taxonomy places the organism in Eukaryota, Metazoa, Mollusca, Gastropoda, Stylommatophora, Geomitridae. The record is from the annotation of a GenBank genome assembly.